Bombus huntii is the source of this 5074-nucleotide messenger RNA. RefSeq names its product mucin-19-like. Lineage: Eukaryota; Metazoa; Arthropoda; Insecta; Hymenoptera; Apidae. Gene Ontology annotation, cellular component: extracellular region. The record is from RefSeq and is a predicted model, not a curated record. The transcript is spliced from 13 exons. Gene Ontology annotation, molecular function: chitin binding. The coding region runs from base 245 to 4078 and encodes 1277 amino acids.
CUCCCUCUCGAGAACGUGCCACGAUCGGCAACCGAUUUCCAGAAUAGUUCCUGAAAACACGCCGGGCUCGCGUCGCUUACGAGCAUCUUGCGGUUCAUGCAAGAUCGUGGCUGUCUUUAACGUAACUUGAGGAAAUCUCGACGUUUUGGAAAUCGGAAGGCAAUAGCGAGAUGAGGAGGACCCGUACGAAUUAAAAGGGAAGUCAUCGUUGAUCCUACGCAAAAAGACACGGUGAACCGAAAACAUGUGGGCAAGUCUACAUACGUUAGGCGUUUUGAUAGCGCUGAUCUCGCCGACGUUAGCUGAUAUUGCAAAAACUCUGCCCUCGAUACAUCUGCCCUUGCCACAUCUACCGAAUGGUUUCAUGUGCAUUGAAGUAGGAUAUCAUGCCGAUCCUAGCGACUGUAGAAGAUUCUACCGAUGUGUCGAUUGGGGAUUCGGAAAACCGCUGCAGAUCUUUCAAUUCGAGUGCGGUGUUGGAACAGUAUUCUCGAUGCGCAGGGGUAACAUCUGUACUCUCCCCAACGACAGCGACCGCCCAGAGUGUGGUGGAAAUAUCAUAAACAACAAUAAUUCGACUACGACAUCUCCGACUACAACAGGGACAUGGGUGACCAAUGGAACUGUUACAAACGAUAUACUGCGAACAACUUCGAAGACUACUACCACAAGUUUAUCAACAAGUAGUAACCAAUUUUCUGCAACAAGUGGAAAACCAGAGAAUGAUCAAGGUCGAGGACGAUGCGUUCAAGAAGGAUAUUUUGCUGAUUUGAAUAACUGUAGAAAAUUUUAUAGAUGCGUUGAAGAAGGUUCUGGAAACUUUGUAAAGUAUGAAUUUGAAUGUGGAGUUGGUACGAUCUGGGAUCCAGAUAUACAUGGAUGUAAUCAUCCUUGGGCUGUAUCACGAGAAGACUGCAAGGAAGGAUCAGGGACAGCCGCUACCGGUAGUGGCGAUAAUGAUGGACAAUGGACAAGCGGAACAGGCAGCCCUGGACAACCUGGAGACGCUACUAGUCAAACAGGAAAACCAGGUCAGCCGGGAGAAACUACUGGACAACCUGUUUCUCCCGGUACUGCGGCAACACCUGGUACUCCUGGCACUCCGGGGACACCUGGUACGUCGGGCACUCCGGGAACACCUGGCACCCCUGACACUUCCGGCAGUCUAGGAUCUACUACAACUUCCAGCACUUCAGGAAGUCCUGGUGCCCCAGGCACUCCUGGCUCACCUGGCACAUCUGGUACUUCUGGCACACCUGGUACACCCGGCAUACCUGGAAACUCAGGCACUCCAAGCAUUCCAGGAAGUCCUGGUGCCCCAGGCACUCCUGGCUCACCUGGCACAUCUGGUACUUCUGGCACACCUGGUACACCCGGCAUACCUGGAAACUCAGGCACUCCAAGCAUUCCAGCAAGUCCUGGUGCCCCAGACACUCCCGGCUCAACCGGCACACCUGGUACUCCUGCCACACCUGGCAUUUCAGGAAGUCCCGGUGCACCAGGCACUCCUGGCUCACCUGGCACAUCUGGUACUUCUGGCACACCUGGUACACCCGGCAUACCUGGAAACUCAGGCACUCCAAGCAUUCCAGGUAGUCCUGCUGCCCCAGACACUCCCGGCGCAACCGGCACACCUGGUACUCCUGCCACACCUGGCGUUCCAGGAAGUCCUGGUGCCCCAGGCACUACCGGCUCACCCGGCACACCCGGCACACCCGGCACACCCGGCACACCUGGCACACCCGGCACACCCGGCACACCCGGCUCACCUGGCACAUCUGGUACUUCUGGCACACCUGGUACACCCGGCAUACCUGGAAACUCAGGCACUCCAAGCAUUCCAGGUAUUCCUGGUGCCCCAGGCACUCCUGGCUUACCUGGCACACCUGAUACUUCUGGUACAUCUGGAACAUCGGACAUCACAGGAACUUCUGGUUCUACAAAUACGCCAGGCAUUUGUACACAUGAUGGGUUCUUUCCAGACCCUGGAGACUGUCGAAAAUUCUAUCGCUGUGUCGGCAGUGGUUCCACGUUUAUCAAAUACGAGUUCCAGUGCGGUACAGGAACUGCUUGGGAUUCUGCUAUUCAGAGCUGUAAUCACGAUUAUCUCGUUCCUGGUUGUAAAGGGGCGACGAUAUCGACUAGUUUGCCAGACACUACAGUACCAGAUUCAUCUUCUAAUGAAGUCACCAGUACAACUGAUUCCAGCACACCAGAUUAUACUACGAAGAAGCCUAAUAACGCCGUAGUUUGUGAUAAGGCAGGAUUCCAUCCGGAUCCAACACGCUGUGACAAAUUCUAUCGUUGCGUUGACAAUGGAAAUGGCUUCAACGUGUAUCAUUUCGACUGCGCACCUGGAACCAUAUGGGAUCCUAGCAUCGACACGUGCAACCAUCCCGAGUCCGUGUAUCCACCAAGAAAUUGCACGAUGCCUCCGUCAGGUUCAUCUAUUAGUACAGAACAACCAUCAGGUAGUGCAAGCACUGGAUCUACUGCAACAAUAACCGAUUCGACUACUUCAUCUACAGCGCCGACAGAAACUGGCACAGCUGCAUCUCAAUCGAGUACAGAGUCUACUUCUGGAGAUAUUACGGAAACCACGACUACAGCAUCUACUCAGCCAACAAUAACCGCUUCGACUACUUCAUCUAUAGCGCCGACAGAAACUGACACAGCUGCAUCUCAAUCGAAUACAGAGUCUACUUCGGAAGGCACUACAGUGACUGCGACUGUAGCAUCUACUCAGCCCACGUCUGAAUUGAGUACGGAAACUACUUCUGAGGCAACUACGAAGAAGCCUAAUAACGCCACAGUUUGCGAUAGGCCAGGUUUCUAUCCGGACCCAACGCGGUGUGACAAAUACUAUCGUUGUGAGGACAAUGGAAACGGCUUCAGCGUGUUUUAUUUCAACUGCGGACCUGGAACCAUAUGGGAUCCUAGCAUCGACACGUGCAACCAUCCCGAGUCCGUGUAUCCUCCAAGAAAUUGCACGAUGCCUCCGUCAGGUUCAUCUACUAGUACAGAACAACCAUCAGGUAGUGCAAGCACUGGAUCUACUGCAACAAUAACCGAUUCGACUGCUUCAUCUACAGCGCCGACAGAAACUGGCACAGCUGCAUCUCAAGCGACUACAGAAUCUACUUCUGGGCCAACUACGAAAAAGCCUAAUAACGUCACAGUUUGUGAUAGGCCAGGUUUCUAUCCGGACCCAACACGGUGUGACAAAUUCUAUGAGUGCAUUGACAAUGGAAACGACUUCGACGUGAAAUAUUAUGAUUGUGCAUACGGAACCAUAUUUGAUCCUAGCAUCAAUAGAUGCAAUGUUCCGGAGUCAGUGCAUUCUCCAAGAAAUUGCACGAUGUCUACUACUACGGAAGGAUCAUCGACGUUUGAAACGACUACAGGAUCGACGAGUGGGGGAAGCACCGAUAGUAGUACAGCAUCCAGCUCAGGACAGAUUACCGAAACAGCAACAUCAACUACAGGAUCGACUACAGAUGCUUCUAUCCCAACGCCUUGUCCAAUUGGAAAUUUAACCGAUGAACAAAUAGUACUAGUCUGCCCAACUGGUUUCCGAAGACAUCCGAAAUAUUGCAACCUAUUUUAUCAAUGUACUAUGGAAAACAAUGUGGACAUCAAAGUACUGGUACUGAGUUGCCCAGAGGGAUUGAUCUUCGACGAUCAAAAGUUACAGUGUUUGCCUGAAGACAAAACCGACCAACAUUGCAAGGGUACCAAAGCUUCUGCACGAUUUUACAGAAGAUUAGAGGAGAGUUCUGUGUCUCCUAUCAAAGCAUCGAGCGAGGUACUAUGUCCAGGAGCGGGACACUAUCCUUACAAACAAGGCUGCAGUAGCGUGUUCUAUAAUUGCAAACAGAAUUCCACGGACAAUCUUCAAGGUUAUUUGUAUAAAUGUCCAGAGAACUUCUUGUACUGGUCAGUUUCGGGGAGAUGCGAGCGUGCAACACAAUUACCAUUGUGCACGAUAUUUGGGCAUAAAGAUAAAGAGAAUUGGGAGGGGAGAUGGGAGAUUCCAAUAGAAGAGUCUAAUCUGUCUGCCCGAAGUCUGUUUGUCUAAAUUUUCAUAAAAAGCUAUUAGUGGUUCGAAUGGACAGCGUAAACUCUCAGGACAAUUUCUGCUCGUAUUUUCUAUUAGAUCUAUUUAAAGGUCGUAACUUUUACUUAUUAAAAUAUGAGUAAAUUACCUUUGCAACAUGGCUGCGGAAGAUCUCAUAAAGAAACAUUCAGAUCUUCAACAGUCGUCUUGCCGUAAUUAAUAACUCUAUAUCGAUUCAUGUGCAAAAAGUAAUUCUUAACUAUUUUUCGAGAAUAUAAUAGGUAUUUUCCUAUGAUUUUCCGUAGCGAGAUCGUAAAAUCAUUGGAAAACCUUCGCGAGUGUUGGGGUUUUCGGUUGAGGGAUUUAUAUGCAAUAUUCGACUGUAUUCAGUAAUUUAUAAUAUUUAUUUAUAGAGUCGAACAUUUUCUUGCGACUACGUGCCACGAUUUAUAUAAUUUUAUGUUAAUGUAACCAUAAUAAAUCAAAAUUGACGAUAAUAAAAUUAAUAUCCAUAGGUGAAUAUAAUAAUUAAAGAUUAGAAUUUUGAGUACGGCGAAAUAUAAAAUAUAGAAUGUUUGGCGUUUAAUAAAUUUAUCCGACGAAUUUAAUAGUGCUCAAACUUUUCACUGUGAAAGUAUAUUUACAACCUCAGGACCAUGUUCUGAAUACAGUACAAAAAACAAUAAGCUUGGGAAGAUAAUUUUGUAUAUAAUUACGUGUUAAUUAUUCUAAUUACUGCUUCCUUUAUAUGAAACAUCAUUCAUUGCGUUUAAUUUCUUCUUUCAAUUGCGAUGAGAUAUCGAGUAUCGUUAAGGUACCCUUUGUAAAAAAAAAAAGGAGCAUUGCGUUUAACACGUUUAUUUAGACGUAAAAUAUCCCUAAUGUAGUCAUUGAAUGAGUACAAGUAUUGUGUGUGUUUGUGUUAGAUUCUUCUGAAAAUUGUUAUUAAUGAAUAAUAAUAAUGAAUAAUAAAUAAUGAAUUUUCACAUAAAAUAAAGAAGUGCAAAAUUCUACAGA